This is a messenger RNA of Frankliniella occidentalis (western flower thrips), 1516 nucleotides long. Its product is annotated as protein takeout-like. NCBI's taxonomy places the organism in Eukaryota, Metazoa, Arthropoda, Insecta, Thysanoptera, Thripidae. Bases 336 to 1103 code for a protein of 255 amino acids. The transcript is spliced from 6 exons. The record is from RefSeq and is a predicted model, not a curated record.
CAAACCGUUUUGCCAACGGUGGCUGUAACCUUUUUAGGUUGUACUAGGUGACUGGUUGAGAUUUCAACAGCACCGCAGGCUAGUCUGCCCCCAGUGCGAUGCCCCUCCGGAAGCGUUUGGACCGAGAGUGGUGGCGGGGCGCGUGGCGCCUCGGAUGGCGGGGGCUGCCGGAGGCUGGGGCCCGGAGCCGGAGGAAGGGAUGAGCGGCCCGCCUCCCGGAGGAUCCGCGCGACUACUCAGGAAGUGGCCCGGAAAAUCGCAUAUAAGUCGCGACACCAGUCGGGUCUGUGUGAUUACUCGCCUUUCGUCCCUCCGAACAACACUACAGCCCCGCCAUGAACGACGUGUACAACACUCUCCUCCUCCAGGGGCUCGGCAUCCUCUGCCUGCUGACCUUCGCCUCCGCUGCCGAACUCAGUGACUUUGUGACGCCGUGCAAGUCGGCUGAUCCGGAGCUCAAUGAGUGCGUGAGGCAGGCAGCCCAACGCCUAUUCGAGAUCAGCGCCAAAGGUAUUCCGGAGCUCAACGUACCGAAACUGGACCCGGCCGUGGUGCCUAAACUGGCCCUCGAGAGGGAUGGCGCCCUCACCAUGAACCUCGAGCUCGUGAACUCAACCCACCAUGGCCUCAGCGGGGUUAAGGUCAAGACCGCCAGUGUCGACCCGCACAAGAACGUCUACAACUUCACCGUGCUCAUUCCCCACUACGUCGUGGCCGGCCAGUACGACAUCAGCGGGCGUGUCAUCCUACUGCCCAUCACCGGCCACGGCUCGGCCAACAUCACCUUCAUCGAUACCGAGGGCAGCUGGACGUUCCAGGGCGAGCGAGAGAUCAGAGACGGCGAGUCGUUCCUCAAGCUGACCAGCCUUAAGACUUACAUCAGCCACGACUCGCCCAAGAACGUGCGGAUCCACUUUGACGGCCUGUUUGGUGGCAACAAAGUUCUCGGCGACACGAUGAACCACUUCAUGAAUGAGAACUGGAAGGAGAUCACCAAGCAGCUCAAGCCCAGCGUCCAGGCCUCGUUCGAUCGCCGCCUCCUGCCGGUGGCGCAGAGGUUUCUCGCCAACUUCCCUCUCAAGCAGCUCUACGCCGACCUAUGAGGCUCGACCGCCGCGCAGCGCCGCCCCGAGCGACGCGCAGGCGAGAUGGGUGGCCUAUGCUGAGGCGCUGCCGCUGUGCUCUGCUGUGUGCGAGCUGCACCGCGCCUCUGGCGCCUCGCGGUCACUGACGCGCCGCGACCUGCGUCAUGAUAAGAAGGCGCCAAAUGCCUUCCUGUCUGUCUUCCUUCCGUGUUUCUUUCCCGCGCUCGCCUUCCUUAUUUAUGUUCCUAGGUUAUCGUAUUUAUGUUAUGUUUGUCGGGAAUCAUCUCUAGUCAAUUGUGGAUUGUUCUGCGAAAAAUGAUAGUUUUCUGGUGUGAAUAAUUGUGAAUAGUGUAAAUGUGAUAUGUGAUACGACCCUCGGGCCAAACUCCGCCCGAGGCGAUUUAAAUAAACCCCUUCGCAAUCUUUGCGUA